AUGUACGAGUGUCAAAUCUUGCCAGUGAUUGAUGAAGUAAACACGAAUUCACCUUUUCUGGAAACAUCAGCACACAAAGAUGGUGCUCAUAUACAACUUGUUUAUAAUAAAACUGAACAUAUUCCAUUGAAAGAUUUCGCGGCGGAAAUUCGCGGAGGAAAAGAUAUCAAAGAAUUCAUUCACAGUGCACUUGUUCUUCUCGAUGUUCAAGACACAUCAAUAGGUGAUUUAUUGGAAAUUAUUCUUCGACAGAUUAAACAAACGUAUGUUCCACACAAUGGCGGUUCUGGGGCAACAUCUCCCACACUUUCCGUAUCGAAUGCAACAACGACCAUGAUCAGCAACACGGUCAGUAGCAUGGCUAGUGGACAUCGAGAAAAUCUAAACAUCGAAGAAAUUAAACAAGCGUUAUUUGUCAACGAUCGAGUGCGAAUCUUAGCAAAAACUCUUCAAGCAACAACAGCUACGGAAACCAAUUGGACGUAUGAUCAAUCAUGGCUGGCUAUCAUGUGCACCUCGCCAUCGAUACUCAAACGUCAUGUGGCGAUUGCACGACUAAAGAAUCCGUGUAACUUAGGACGAAAUUGUCAAGAAGCACGGUUUAUUGUCUUUAUUCUUUCACCCAUGAAAGAAAAAGGUACGAAGAACUUUCUUGAAACGGGCCGAACGUUUGCUACCAUCUUUGCCGAUAUCGAAUUACGUGCUAAAUUAUUAAAAGCAGCAACACAACAAGAAUUCAUAUCCAUCAUUGAUAAACACACAGAUCAUUUGAUGGAGCAACAAACAGCUGUAGUACGAACUUCUCUACCCGAUCCGUUUGAUGACAUUCAUACCAAUCCUGAUGCAUCAAAAGAUCAUAUAUAUUAUUGUUCAUUGCCUUCUGACAUUUGUAUGGAUUUAUCACGCCGUUUACCGCACUAUUUCUCGGAUUACUACGAUAUCUUUAAAACGUACCGUGGUCCACAAAAGGUCCUGUCAACAGCGGUGUUUCUCUAUUUCGCUUGUCUGUUACCAAGUAUUGCUUUUGGUGUACUUAAUUCUCAGGCAACAAACGAUACGAUCAGUGUACCCAAAGCCGUUGCAUCACAAUGUUUAGGCGGACUCUUUUUUUCAAUAUUUGCUGGUCAACCGUUAAUUGUCGUAUCUACAACAGCGCCUUUAACAAUCUAUGUCAAAGUCAUUUAUGGAUUAUGCACGUGGUACGACGUGGAUUUUCGUGAUACCUAUGCAUUGGUUGGUUUGUGGAAUUCAUUUUUUCUGAUAUUAUAUGCAAUUUUUGGCGUAUCGAAAGUCAUGAAAUGGUCAACAAGAUCAACCGAAGAAAUUUUUGCGCUAUUUGUGUCCAUUGCAUUCUUAGUUGACGCUAGUGCACAUGUUUAUAAAAAUUUUUCAUCGACAUACUCAACUGUUAUUUGUGAGCAACAUGACGAAUAUUGGACAAAGCAAAAAUUAAAUAAAAGUACAGCUCUAUCUCUGCCUGAAGAACUAUCGAAAGGACCAUGUUCACGCGAUUCAAGUUUACUUUAUCUCCUAUUAACACUGGGAACUGUUUGGCUCGGAACGUUUUUAUAUAAAUUUAAACAAACACCAUACUUAACAUCAGCUAAGCGAGAACUAUUAACUGAUUAUGCUUUACCGGUAUCUGUUAUCGUUAUGUCGUUGGUUGGUAGUAUACUUUUUAGUCAAAUAAACCUUCCUUCAUUUGCUGUUGAUUCUCUCCAUCUAUUCGAUAUGGUUAAGUUCAAACCCGUUAGUGUCAAACAAAUCGUUGGUACUGGAGUUUUAGGAUUUUCACUAUCCUUGCUGAUGUUUCUGGAUCAGAAUAUUGCAGGCGCAAUCGUCAAUUCUCCAGCAAACAAACUGAAGAAAGGCAAAGCUUUUCACGUUGAUCUUUUUGUCAUCGCAAUUCUUAAUGGUUGGCUUUCACUAUUUGGGCUAACAUGGAUGCAUGGCGCGUUACCGUUGUCUCCUUUACAUGUCAAAGCACUGGCAGAUACAGAGGAACGUGUUGAACAAGGUCAUAUUCAAUCAGUAAUCGUUAAAGUACGAGAAACACGUUUAACAGUUUUAAUUUCCCAUAUAUUCAUUGGUUUAUCAUUGCUAAUGCGUCACGUACUAAAACGAAUUCCAAUGCCAGUGUUAGAUGGUCUAUUUUUGUACCUCGCAUUGACAUCCCUUGACGGGAAUCAAUUUUUUGAACGAGUGACUUUAUUCUUCACCGAGCAGGCUGCGUAUCCGCCAAACCAUUAUAUUCGACAAGUUCCUCAACGUAAAAUUCAUCUAUUCACAUGUUUACAACUAAUUCAGCUUCUAAUCCUGUGUGCUCUGGGUUUUUCACCAAUACUUUACACGAAAUUGAUCUUGCCAAUCUGGUUAGUUUUCAUGGUAGCUUUCCGUUAUCGACUUUUACCAAAACUGAUUGCAACGAAGUAUUUACGAGCGUUGGACCAACGUUUAUAA
Adineta ricciae is the source of this 2460-nucleotide messenger RNA. The record is from the annotation of a GenBank genome assembly. NCBI's taxonomy places the organism in Eukaryota, Metazoa, Rotifera, Eurotatoria, Adinetida, Adinetidae.